UAGGCUUCUCAACCCCGCCGGGGAGGCUCUCCAUGAUGGCUUUCAUCCUCAAUGCGCUCACCUGUGCUUUGGGCCUGCUCUACUUCAUCCGCCGAGGAAAACAGUGCCUGGAUUUCACAGUCACGGUUCACUUCUUCCACCUUCUGGGCUGCUGGAUUUAUAACUCACGCUUUCCCUCGACCCUGACGUGGUGGCUGGUGCACAUUGUCUGCACCGCGCUGAUGGCUGCGAUCGGGGAGUACCUCUGCAUGAGGAUAGAACUCAGAGAAAUCCCCCUCAAUUCUGCCCCCAAAUCCAAUGUAUAGACUCGCUCUGGCAACAACAUGCUGCAUUAUCUCAUUGUUUCCAGCACAAGAGCAUCUAAUGCCCAAGAAUCAUCACCGAAGAAGCACAGCAGGUCUGUUUAGACUUUUUUUUUUUUUCCUUUUUGGACCUUGGUGACUGCAUGAGCAUGAGCAUCUCCUCUGGCAUCAGCCGACAGCGAUGAAGGAGCAGAUGUUUAUUUUGUUACUGCAAAGCAUUAAUAUGACUGUAUGGCGAGCGUGCUCUUAAACACUUUGCUCAUGAGACUGUUAAAAGCCAGGUAGCAAAACUUGGAUGCGUGAGGCGCAUCUGGAAUUUUACAAACGUGGGAGUUCCCUGUGUGGGUAAUGCAAUGGUCAGCGCUUCUUGCGGCAGCUGGCACAGUGAGCAGUGGGGCUGGGAGCUGCUGCUUCCGAUCUGUAACUUGUUUGGGCUUUGGUUGGAAAAAGAAGUCAAGGAAGUGAAUGGAUGGGGAGAAAGAAAAUAGUUGUACUUACCUGAAUCACCAGCUGAGACACUAAAUAACCUAUAAUGCGAGAUGGGUUUGUUUGCUGUUUCCAUAUUUAAUACAUAGACAUGUCAGACAGCAGUUUGCUGCAGAAAUCUUUUGUAAUAAUAAAAACAUGAUGUUGCUGUGAGUGU
Messenger RNA from Apaloderma vittatum (bar-tailed trogon), 945 nucleotides. RefSeq names its product Sys1 golgi trafficking protein (gene SYS1). Gene Ontology annotation, biological process: Golgi to endosome transport; Golgi to plasma membrane protein transport; protein localization to Golgi apparatus. The transcript is spliced from 2 exons. Bases 33 to 305 code for a protein of 90 amino acids. Lineage: Eukaryota; Metazoa; Chordata; Aves; Trogoniformes; Trogonidae. The record is from RefSeq and is a predicted model, not a curated record. Gene Ontology annotation, cellular component: Golgi membrane; trans-Golgi network.